Messenger RNA from Pipistrellus nathusii (Nathusius's pipistrelle), 2352 nucleotides. NCBI's taxonomy places the organism in Eukaryota, Metazoa, Chordata, Mammalia, Chiroptera, Vespertilionidae. The record is from the annotation of a GenBank genome assembly.
AUGAGGUCAGGGAGGACCUUCCUGUCCCCAGGCCAGUGGCUCCCGGUGCUGGGCCUGGCGUUGCUCCUGGUGGACUCCCUCGGCGGCGAGGACUUGUAUUUUCACCCGGAGUGGGGGUUUGAGUCCUAUGAAAUCACCGUCCCCAGAAAGCUCAGCUUCCGGGGAGGGGAGCAGGGGGCCUCCAGACGCAUGUCCUACCUCCUGCAGGUGCAAGGCCAGAAGCACGUCCUCCACCUGUGGCCCAAGAGGCUCCUGCUGCCCCGGCACCUGCAGGUCUUCUCCUACACAGAGCAGGGGGAGCUGGUGGAGGACUACCCUUACAUCCCCAGGGACUGCAGCUAUGUGGGCGUGGUGGAGGGAGCCGAGGAUUCUGAAGCCACUCUCAGCACCUGCGCGGGCGGGCUCCGAGGCAUAUUGAAAAUCGACGCCAAGUAUUACCAAAUGGAGCCCCUCAGGGGCUCUUCCGGGUUUGAACAUGCCCUGUACCUCCUGAAGGACGAGUGGGAAUUUCAGGAUCGGAUCUCUGGCUCCACAGGGGACGCGACGGAAGAACCGGCGGCCCAGCCUGACAUCAUGGCUCGGCGUAGUGACUUUGCCGACAGCGUUAAGCACCAAAGGUACUUGGAGUUGGCCAUGAUCUUUGACCACGAGAGGUAUCUGUAUAUGAACUCCAAUGUCAGUCGCAUCAUAGACGAUGCCAUCCUUAUGUCUGGGGUGGUAGACACUUACUUCCAAGAGCUCAGCCUGAGGAUACACCUCAAACGUGUGGAGGUGUGGACAUCCAGAAGCAAAGUGAGGCAUUCGAAUGACAGAGCGGCUUCGGCUCUGACCCGGUUCACGGCAGACAGAAGGCGUGCCCUCAACGCUGCCACCCCAGCCGACUGGGAACACACCUACGUCCAAGGAAACCUGUCCGAUCGCAACUCGUGGCACUGGGGGAACGUGUGUGGGAAGGGGUUCGAGGGAUCCGGGUGUGUCAUCGUCGACCAUAACCUCCUCUUUCCUGCCACUCUGACCGCCCGUGAGAUAGGCCACGGCGUGGGCAUGGCGCUGGACACGCAGUACUGCCAGUGCCGGGGGAAGCACAGCUGCAUCAUGGGCACCGGCCGCUCCGGGUUUAGUAACUGCAGCUACAACGACUACAUCAACUACGUGCGCCAGAAGGCCACGUGCCUCACGGACAUCCCGGGCCUGGGGUACGUGGUGAAGAGGUGCGGGAACACAAUCGUGGAGGACGGCGAGGAGUGUGACUGCGGCUCGGCAGAGGACUGCGAGGGAGACCCUUGUUGCAAACCAAACUGCAAGUUCAAGAGGGGUGCCCGGUGCAGCGCCGGGCUCUGCUGCCACCGGUGCCGCUUCCGCCCCUCCGGGUUCGCGUGUCGGGAGGAAGAGAACGAGUGCGACCUCCCAGAAUACUGCAACGGGACCUCGAGCCGCUGCCCGGACGACGCCUACAAGCACGACGGCACCCCGUGCCAGCGCGACGCCCGCUGUUUCCGGAAGGGCUGCUGGUCCACGUUCCGGCAAUGCCAGCGCAUCUUUGGAGCCGACGCUAGGGAGGCCCCGCACCCGUGCUUCGAGGCGGUGAACCUGGUCGGGGACCAAUACGGGAACUGCGGGGUGGUCUCCGUCGGCAACUACCGACGGUGCAGCAGGCAGGACGCGCUGUGCGGCAGGGUGCAGUGCGUCCACGUCCCCGCCCUCCCCGCCAUGCCCGACCACACGAGCGUCGUCUCCACGCCCCUGCGGGACCAGCGUCUGCUGUGCUGGGGCCUGGGCUACCACCUGGCCAUGGGCUCCACGGGGAUCCCCGACCUGGGCGUCGUCCACGACGGCACCCCCUGCGGCCAGGGCCGCGUGUGCUGGAACAGGACGUGCGUGGAGGCGUCCGCCCUGAGGCUGGGCUGCGUGCCCGAGGACUGCAACCGCAGGGGCGCCUGCAACAACCGCGGGCACUGCCACUGCGCAGACGGCUGGGCGCCGCCGCUCUGCCUGGAGCAGGGCGACGGGGGCAGCGAGGACAGCGGGCCGCGCAGGAAGCCGCAGGAGGAGGAGGAGGAGGAGGUGUCCCCCGUCCUUCAGGUCGUGAUAUUCGUGGUGUUACGCGUGUGUCUGUUCUUCAUCUCGGUGGCCUUUGUGAUUCACAGGUCACGGAAUGGACAUUUGUUGACUGUCAAACAAACACCAUCACCACCACCACCACCGCCACCAUCGCCGCCGCUGCCACCAUCACCGACUGAGACUGAGAUCCAGGAGCCAACGCAAACGGAAGAAACUCCAGAAAUACCCAAACCAACCAAAAAAGUAACCUGGAGCCCCAUGGACGCCUUGGGACGCAGGGUCACUGAGUAA